AUGAUGCUUCAUUCGCAAUUGGUCAGCUUUCUUACUGUCAUUCCCUUGUUGGAUGCGGCGAUUGUGAAUUGGGAUAGUUCAAAGCCAGUUGUAAUACCUUACCAUGGGAGAAGAGGACAUCAAUACCUGCACCUUAUUGACUACGUGGGUUCGCUAUCGAAGCGUAUCUACUCAGGAAUUGGAGUAAUGGUAGGCUUGAAUGAAAUAAGUUUCGCGAAAUUCCUUCCCGAUUAUCCGAAGCGACCACCGGAUCCACACUGCUUAUUGUUUCAAACCGUGAAAGGAUCAACUAAGCAAUGCGACGAAUUUUUCUUACUAGUUGCGGACUACUACAGCAUCAACCGAAGACCAUGGGACGAAGGAUAUAAAAAAUGUUCUCAAAUCCAGUUCCAUUAUUACAUGCCUGUUUUGGUCAAAUACGAUGUGACAGUCGAUAAGUCACCGAAAUAUGUCGCAACUUAUUCAAUCCUGGAGGAUCUGCUUUACUAUUCAGAUGAGAAAGGAAGGAGGAUAACCAUCAGCAACUUCAACCUCAAAGUUCAACUCAGAGUCUAUUCACCAGCCAAAUACGAAGUACUUUGUACGAUGCCUGUAUAA
Messenger RNA from Necator americanus (New World hookworm), 597 nucleotides. RefSeq lists its product as uncharacterized. NCBI's taxonomy places the organism in Eukaryota, Metazoa, Nematoda, Chromadorea, Rhabditida, Ancylostomatidae. The record is from RefSeq and is a predicted model, not a curated record. The coding region runs from base 1 to 597 and encodes 198 amino acids. The transcript is spliced from 6 exons.